AUGCUCGGUAGGCUCGUGUUCUGCACGGGAUGUGUGGCCGCCGCGCAAGGGCUAGCGCCCGUGAAACCGUUCUUGCGCCCCUCCGGCACCCUCGCGGGCGCAGAGCGUUGCAGGAGCAGCAGGGGUUUCGUUCACGACGAUAAUCAUGGCGACGCCUCCGGCGCACAUGUUGCAGCAGCAGGCGUGCCUCGCUACGGCAGCAAGGCUCCGCUGCGCUGCCGCCGGAGCGGGGCAGCAGCAGCAGCAGAAGCAGAGGAGGAGGAGGAGGAGGGUCGCACCCGUGAUGACGAUGCUCUGCUAGGCAAAGUAGCGCCCUCCGUUGCGCUAGAUGAUGGUCCCGCGGGUGGAUGGCGAAAUAAUAAUAAUCCAGCAACCGUCGAAGCGGGGAAGGAGGAGGAAGAUGCGGCGGGUCUUGUUAUUCAACUAACCGGCGCUGCUGAAAGGCAGCAGACGACGACGACGACGACGACGACAACGGCAGCCUCGUUCUUAGGCAGCGCUCGGACGCUGGCGAUGGGAGUCGUCCUGGUGUGCUCGGUCCUGCUUGUUGCCGGUCCGGCGGCGGCGACGCCGCGCAAGGUGCGCCCGCCGCCGCCCCCGAUCCCAGAGGGCCGCAUCACGAUACUCCAGUGGUGCCAGAAGAACAUCGGCCGCCGCGUGCCCAAGCUGGCGGACGUCGAGACGGGGGUGAGGACGGCGGCGGAGACAGCCGAAAAGAUCCGCAUCAACAGCGGCGCCGCGCCCACGGCGCAAGACCUGAGGGGCAUGGCGAAGGAGGCGGUGACGCGCAAGCUGGGCGGUUUGUCCGCUGCUUCUUCGUCAAAGAAACCGGCCAACGGCGAAAAAAAGAGCUCAAUGGCGGCGCCGGGCGCUGUUGCAUCGGCAACAUCAGCAGCAGGCGUGCAACAGCAGGCGAGGUGGAGUGCCGCAGAAACACCACCAGGCACGCCGUCGUCAAGUAGCCCGUCGGCAACCUCGGACGUUCGGCAGGAGAUCGACGCCCUGAAGGAAGCACAAGCGGAGAUGCUCAGCCUCCAACAAACACCCCCCUCGGCGACAAGCACGGCUGCUGAACCGUCCUCCCUAAGACCGACCAGUAAGGCCACGUCUUCGCCCUUCAGAGUUAAGGCCCCCGCCGCCGCUCCGUCGUGGGGUUUCAAAGUCAGCUUGCCGGCCACGCCGACCUUCGGAACCGCAGCGGGGCAAGACGGCCAGCCUGAAGCGGCAGACGAGCCGCGCAGCAAGGCGAAGAAACGAACCAAAUCCCGGAGAGCAGACGCGGCAGUCUCCGGAGCUUCCGCUUCUACCGCGGCCGUGGACCUGAAGGCAGAGCUGCGCGCAGAGUCCGAAAAGGCCGCGCUGCUGCCCUCCCCUCCUCAACAGGCGAAGCAGCAGCAGCAUCAGCAGCAGCAGCAGCCACCACCGGUGGUCUCCGGAGAUGUUGCUGGUGCGCCGAAGUACGUUGCCCCGGCGCCUCUGUAUGAACCGGCGGAGGAAAGGAUUACGUCAACGACGUCGCCUGCGAAGGGAUUGGCGGCAGGCGUUCCUGGUAUUGGUGCGGGGGGGGAAGAGAAAAGCGACGCGGGGCUGGAGGGGGUCACAGUGGCCGCCCGUGCCUCGCUGGAGAAGCUGGACUUGAGAGACGUCUCUCAACAGGUGGAACCUUUCACCGAAAAGGUCGGGAGUGCUUCCGAAGCCGGAGUGGCCGCGGUACUGGAGCAGGCUCGCGCCAGCUUGGAGAACCUCCAGGCGGAGGUAGACCGCAUCUCGGCACAAGUCGCUCCCCCGGUCGCCGACAAGCUCUCCGCCGGUGGCCGUCUCUCGGAGGCGUUCGGGCGGGGAAGGGACGUGGUGUUGAAGGCCGUCGGGGAGACCGGGCGGGCCGUGGACCAGGGGGUGUCCGCGGUGUCGUCGAGGUCAGCUGUGGUGGUGGAUGGGCUUCCCGCCCUUAAAGGGCAAGCCUCGGGGCUGUCAGCACGGUGUCCCCAGCUUCUCGAAACUUGGGGCCGAGCACUCUCCGGCACGGCAGGCGAGAUCUACGACAAGAUCUCCGGUGGCCUGGCGGACCUUGCAGGCCGCGAGCCCGAUAUACUCGCUCGGGUUGGGAGCAUCUCCGCUCAGCUCUUUUCUUCCGACGACCGGUUUGGUGGCGUUUCAGCGGAGGCGGCGGCGGCAGCAGCAGCCGUGGCGGUGACGGUAGUUGGCGGAGGGGCCGCGGCAACUAUUGGUCGCAGCCGCAGCAGCGGCGACGGCGGGGGGGUGGCAGAGACGGGGGCGGAAGGGAUUGGCGCCAGCGGUAACGCAGGCCGGCGGGGAGGUGCCACGGUGGAGCAGGGCGAAGAGAGGCGGUUACAGCCGAUAGGAGGAGCAGGAGGAGGAGGAAAUGGUGUUGCAGCCGGGGAGGGGGGGUGGGACGGGGAAGAAGCGGAGGAGGAAGAGGAGGAGGGGGAAGGCGAGGUUCUUCAGCCGGUCGGCGUUAAGCUCGAGACCGGUGCUACCAAUGAGGGCGAGCGUUACGGGGAAGAUGCAAUGUCGGCUAGUAGCACCUUAUGGGAUAUGAUACGAGGAAGCGGCACGGGAGCGGGCGAUGCUGUGCGAGAGGUCUCCGAGGAAGAUUUGCUGGAGCGAGCUGCUCAGCUUGGCAGGAAACUUCGCGAAACUGCGGAGGGGCUGGAGGUUUUGAAGCACGAGGUAUCGUUGCUUCGCGAGUCCAUCCGGGAGAGCGAUUUAGAGGGCAGGGCGAGAGCCAUUGGGGAGCGACUGGCGUCCACAUUGGAAGGAAAAACAACGAGUUAGCGAUCCAUCCAUCACAGCCGUAGCUCCACUUUUAGUUUGGAGGCAGUGUGGCCAAAACGCUCACUCCUCCUGUAUACUGAUAUUUGAUGUUUACCUCUAGCACCACGGCGAUUGUAUUCGACCCUUGCAUUCUCGACAGUUGUGGUUGGGUUCCUCAGUUUUUUCUCUGGUUGGUUUAUUGUGUAUUUGCGGCGAAGCACGCGAGGACGAGGGGGAAGGAAGGAGAGGGGUGUUGGACGUAGGUAUAGCCACGAUCGUUUUUUACGAUGUUGUUGCUGAUUCGAGCAGCAUUUUCGAAGAAGUUCGCUUCCCGUUGUGUUGGUCAUGCGCGACUCGUGAGUGCGUGAGACCGUUCGUCGUGCGCGAGUUGGACUUGUUUUUGCAGCUGCGUGUCGAUUGAUGUCUGUCUCCAGUCACCCGCCCGAUUCGACGUGCGGUAGGUGCCAUAUUACAGCAAGACGCGAGUAGUACAGACGCGGUCCUGCAGUUGUUACAGCUAGUUUCUUACUUAACAUUUUUUUGUUUUUAGAGGCAGCCGGCCUAAGUUGCUCGGCCCCACCCGCGCGCAUCGCACCAUGACGGUGUGGGAAUAAGUGUGAUGAUCUUCAAGCUUGUUCAACCAGCAGCAAGGGAAUAUGC
Molecule: messenger RNA, 3435 nt
Organism: Ectocarpus sp. CCAP 1310/34
Lineage: Eukaryota; Phaeophyceae; Ectocarpales; Ectocarpaceae
Source: the annotation of a GenBank genome assembly